CCAUGUCUACCAGAGCCUCAUUCGCCUUCAGUAUGAGGGGAAUCGUAUUUUUACUAGCGCUCACCCUUGUAGGUAGCCAGAAGUUUGACUUUGACCCUGAAUUCAGUAGUAGGAAGAGCUACUUGUACGGUUAUGAAGGCUGGGUGUUGAAUGGGCUUCAAGAAAAGAAUUUAGCCAAAGCUGGUGUACGCCUGAGCAGCAAAGUAGAGAUCAGUGGGCUAUCAGAAAACACUUACCUCCUCAAGAUCCGCCCUCCACAAUUUGAGGAAUACAAUGGCAUCUGGCCCAGAGACCCAUUCACUCGAUCUUCCAAAAUCACCCAGAUGGUUUCCUCAUGCUUUACCCGGCCCUUCAAGUUUGAAUACAAUAGUGGACGGGUUGGAAACAUUUAUGGCCCAGAAGACUGUCCCAAUACUUGCAUUAACAUAGUGAGAGGAAUACUGAACAUGAUACAGAUAACCAUUAAAAAGUCACAGAAUGUGUAUGAAUUGCAAGAGGCUGGAAUUGGAGGUGUUUGCCAUACAAGGUACAUCAUCCAGGAAGACAGGAAGAACAGCCGGGUCUCUGUUACCAAAACCGUAGACCAAAAUAACUGCCAGGAAAAAGUGGUGAAGAGUGUUGGAAUGGCUUACAUCUAUCCUUGUCCUGUUGACAUGAUGAAGGAAAGACUCGUAAAAGGGACUGCAGCUUUCUCCUACAAACUGAAGCAGUCAGACAGUGGUACCCUGAUCACAGAGGUGGUGUCUCAGCAGGUGUAUCAGUUCUCACCACUCAGUGAACCUACUGGUGUUGCUGUCAUGGAAGCAAGACAACAACUCACCUUGCUUGAAGUGAGAAGUGAACGGGGCAGCUCCCCAGACCUUUCCAUGCAGAGCUACGGAGGCCUGCGUUACCAGUUCCCAGCAGAAUUGCCACAGAUGCCAUUGCAGCUAAUCAAGAUGAAAAACCCUGAGCAACGGAUAGUUGAAAUACUGCAACACAUAGUCCUGAAUAACCAACAAGAUUUCCAUGAUGAUCUUCCAUACCGAUUCCUGGAACUUGUCCAGCUCUGCCGGAUAGCAAGUGCUGACACGCUGGAGUCCACCUGGAGACAAUGUUCAGAUAAACCCCGCUAUAGACGAUGGCUGCUGAGUGCAGUUUCUGCAACAGGCACCACAGAAGCACUCAAAUUCAUUAAGAGCAGAAUCCGCAAUGAUGACCUUAACCACCUUCAGGCUCUUCUAAGUGUUUCCUUUGCUCUCCAUUUAACCAAAGCUGAUGAACACACUGUUCCAAUAGCAGCAGAUUUAGUGACCAGUUCUCGAAUCCAGAAAAGUCCCCUACUUCAACAAGUUGCCAGCUUGGGAUACAGUUCUGUGGUCAAUAGGUACUGUUCUCAGACCUCAACUUGUCCUAAAGAAGCUCUCCAGCCCAUCCACGACCUGGCAGAUGAAGCGAUCAGCAGGGGCCGUGAAGACAAAAUGAAAUUAGCUCUGAAGUGCAUUGGCAACAUGGGAGAUCCAGCCAGCAUCAAGCGCAUCCUGAAGUUCCUUCCCAUAUUUUCAUCCAGUGCUCCUGAUAUCCCCAUCCACAUUCAGAUUGAUGCCAUAAUGGCCUUGAGAAAAAUAGCUUGGAAAGACUCCAAAACUGUGCAGGGAUAUCUCAUCCAGAUCCUUGCAGAUCAGUCGCUUCCCCCUGAGGUGCGCAUGAUGGCUUGUGCCGUUAUCUUUGAGACAAGACCUGCCCUUCCUUUGAUAACAACGAUAGCCAAUGUGGUGAUGAAGGAGAGCAAUUUGCAAGUGGCAAGUUUCGUGUAUGCCCACAUGAAGGCUUUGGCAAAAAGCAGGUUGCCGUACACGUACAACAUAUCUUCAGCUUGCAAUAUUGCCCUUAAGAUGCUGGCCCCCAGAUUGGACAGGCUGAGCUAUCGGUAUAGCAAGGUCAUACGUGUUGGUGCUUACUUCGAUAACUAUAAAGUUGGUGCUGCUGGAGACGUCUUUAUUAUGAACAGCCCAGGAACAAUGUUCCCAUCAGCAAUAAUUUCCAAGCUGAUGGCAUAUUCUGCAGGGUCAGUGGCUGAUUUGGCAGAGGCUGGUGUCCGCGUGGAAGGCCUCACAGAUGUCAUCAUGAAACGAAAUAUCCCAUUUGCUGAAUAUCCCACAUACAAAAAGAUAAAGGAGAUUGGAAAAGCUCUGUUGGGAUGGAAGGAGCUGCCAACAGAAACCCCCUUGAUAUCAGCCUACUUGAAAUUCUUUGGCCAAGAGCUGGCCUACAUCAACAUCAAUAAGGAAGUCCUACAACAGGCUGUGAAGACUGUACUAGAACCUGCUGACAGGAACUCAGUGCUGAAGAGACUCAUUAGCCAAAUCCACAGUGGCAUUGCAGGACAAUGGACACAACCAGUGUGGCUGGGAGAGCUGCGAUACAUCGUGUCUACCUGCACCGGUCUGCCGCUGGAGUACGGGUCAUACACGGCUGCUCUGGCCCGGGCAGCAGUCAGCAUUGAUGGAAAGAUAACCCCCCCUUUAACUGGAGAUUUUAGACCUUCACAGUUGCUUGACUCCACUGUGCAGAUUCGAGCUGACAUAAACCCAAGCUUAUAUGUACAGACAGUUGCAACAAUGGGUGUCAACACAGAAUACUUCCAACAUGCUGUUGAAAUUCAAGGCAAGGUCCUGACAAGAGUGCCAAUGAAGUUUGACACCAAGAUAGAUGUGAAACUGAAAAAUAUUAAGAUUGAAACAAAUCCAUGUCAUGAGGAAACUGAGAUAGUGGUUGGAAGACAUAAGGCUUUUGCUGUAUCGAGAAAUAUAGGAGAACUAGGUGUUGAAAAGAGAACUUCAAUUCUCCCAGGGGAUGCUUCAUUAAAUAUUGUGGAAGAACCUUUCAAACCAUCAGAGAGAGCUUCCAGUGAAGGUUUCACAAAGCAAGAAGCUGACAGCAUGGCAAGGAAACAUGCUGAUAGCUCUCAAGAGGAUCUUCGCCACGUCACAGGAAGAAAAACCCAUAAACGAGACAUUUGUGUCAAAAUGCAUCACCUUGGUUGUCAGCUCUGCUUUUCUGGAAGGUCACGAGAUGCCAGUUUCCUAAAAAAUACAUAUCUGCACAGAUUAAUUGGAGAACACGAAGCUAAAAUAGUCUUGAUCCCAGUUGAAACAGAUGCUGAGAUUGACAAAAUUCAGCUGGAGAUUCAAGCAGGAUCCAGAGUGGCUUCCAAAAUAAUUCAAGAGGUAAACUCAGAGUCUAAGGAAGAAGAUGAACCAUCUCUAUAUAAGGACAUUCAAGCUAAACUGAAGAAGAUUCUAGGCAUUGAAAAUGUGUUCAAGGUUGCAAAUAAAACACAACACCAGAAGAGGCGACCUUCAAAGAAAGAAAACAUUGUGCUAAGAGAGCUUGGGACAGACCCUGAUGCAAAACGUCCCUUCAGCUCAUCUUCUGCCUCCUCAGCUGCCUCCUCUUCCUCAUCAUCUGCUGUUUCUCCUGAUCAUAAAAAGGCUGUGGAUGAAGAUGAGAAUGAUCAAGAAAAGCAAGCAAGAAACAAAGAUACAAGCAGCAAGAGCAGCAGUAGUGGCAGAAUUAGCAAAAGCAGCAGUAGCAACAGCAAGAGCAGCAGCAGCAGUAGCAGUAGGAGCAGCAAGAGCAGCAGUAGCAGCAGCAGUAGCAGUAGGAGCAGUAGCAGCAGCAGUAGCAGUAGGAGCAGCAGUAGCAGCAGGAGCAGCAAGAGCAGCAGUAGCAGUAGGAGCAGCAAGAGCAGUAGGAGCAGUAGCAACAGCAGUAGCAGUAGGAGCAGCAAGAGCAGCAGUAGCAGCAGCAGUAGCAGCAGCAGCAGUCAUCAUAGCCAUGGGCAUCACUCAAGGCAUCUGAAUGGCAGCAGUAGCAGCAGCGAGUCAUUGAGCCGCUAUAGCCACGGGCAUCAUUCAGGACGUUGGGGUGGCGACAGCAGCAGCAGCAGCACAUAUUCCAAAAUAUGGGAAGUUCAUGAGAUUUACCAGUACCGCUUUAAAUCAGCACACAGACAAGAGUUCCCAAAAACAGAACUCCCAACUGACCGACUUAGCAGCUCGUACUCUUCUAUCAGAUCCAGUCGUGCCUCAUCUAGACCUGCUUCCCGGCCUAAGUUUUUGGGAGAUGUUAAAACACCAGUAUUAGCUGUUUUUCUUCAUGGCAUCCAUAACGAUAAGAAGAUAGGAGGCCUCCAGCUCGUGAUAUAUGCUGUUAUUGACUCCAUCAGGCCCCGGAUGCAGGUAUUUGUGUCAAACCUCACAGAUUCAAGCAAGUGGAAGCUCUGUGCUGAUGCUUCAGUCCUCAAUGCUCACAAGGCAGUGGCUUACUUGAAAUGGGGACAGAAUUGCCAGGACUACAAGAUUUCGACUGAGCUGGUGACUGGGCGGUUUGCUGCCCACCCUGCUGUACAAGUGAAACUUGAGUGGCCUAAAGUUCCUUCCAGUGUGAGAUCCAUAGCAGAAUGGUUUUACAAGUUCAUCCCUGGGGCUGCAUUUAUGCUGGGGUUCUCUGAAAAAACAGACAAGAAUCCUUCUCGACAAGCCAGGGUGAUCGUGGCUCUAACUUCUCCAAGGACAUGUGAUGUUGUUAUCAAGCUUCCUGAUAUUAUCCUCUAUGAAAAAGCCAUGAGGCUUCCCCUGUCACUUCCUGUAGGUCCAAGGAUACCAGCCUCAGAGCUGCAGCCUCCCAUCUGGAAUGUCUUUGCUGAAGCUCCCUCUGCAGUGCUCCAGAAUUUGAAAGCUCAGUGCUCAGUUUCCUACAACCAGAUCACAACCUUUAAUGAAGUUCAGUUUAACUACACGAUGCCAGCAAACUGCUACCACAUCUUGGCUCAGGAUUGCAGCUCUGACCUUAAGUUCCUGGUGAUGAUGAGGAAUGCUGAAGAAGCUGUGAAUCUAAAAGCAAUCAACAUCAAGCUUGGCAUUCAUGACAUUGACAUGCGUCCUGCAAACGGACGGGUGAAGCUGCUGGUAGACGGAGUUGAAAGCCCCGUGACAAAUGUUUCAUACACAUCUGCUGGUGCUUCUCUGUGGAUCCACAGUGAAAAUCAAGGGCUUGUACUUCUCGCCCCAGCCUAUGGCAUUGAUAAAUUGUACUUUGAUGGAUACACAUUCAGGAUUCAAGUUGCUUUAUGGAUGGCAGGGAAAAUGUGUGGAAUAUGUGGAAAAUAUGAUGCUGAAUGUGAAGAGGAAUUUCGGAUGCCCAACGGAUAUGUAGCUAAAAAUGCAGUGAGCUUUGGGCAUUCUUGGAUUUUGGAAGAAAAGCCUUGUAGAGGAGUCUGCAAACUGCGACGUUCAUUUGUGAAGCUUGAGAAGACAGUUCAGCUCGCUGGUGUAGAGUCCAAGUGCUAUUCCACAGAGCCAGUGCUGCGCUGUAUGAAAGGAUGCUCUGCCACCAAGACUACUCCAGUCAGUGUUGGCUUCCACUGUCUCCCUGCUGAUUCAGCUACCAGCCUGACAGACAAACAGAUGAAGUUUGACCAGAAGUCAGAGGAUAUGCAGGACACUGUUGAUGCACACAUAGCAUGUUCUUGUGAGGACGAAGACUGCAGUGUGUGAAGCUGUACAUUGCAGCAUGAGAAAAACCGGAAACACUUUCAUGUUUUUAUUAUAUGGUGUAAAAAGCCUCAGCUAAAGGAAUAAUAGAGACACUAAACUGUUUGAGGAUGUGUGGAAUCUUCUCAAGUAAUUUAAAGUAUUAAACAUUAUUAUUGUAGAAACUGUUAUGAUUGCCCAUAAAUAUCUGAUUUCAUAAUAAAUCCA
Messenger RNA from Chiroxiphia lanceolata (lance-tailed manakin), 5744 nucleotides. RefSeq names its product vitellogenin-2-like. The transcript has 35 exons. Gene Ontology annotation, molecular function: lipid carrier activity. The record is from RefSeq and is a predicted model, not a curated record. Gene Ontology annotation, biological process: lipid transport. NCBI's taxonomy places the organism in Eukaryota, Metazoa, Chordata, Aves, Passeriformes, Pipridae. Bases 3 to 5540 code for a protein of 1845 amino acids.